GAUGAAGUGUUACAAGAAAGUGAAAUGAGACAACAGGAUAUGAUAUCACACGAUGAACUCAUGGUUCAUGAGGAGACAGUGAAAAAUGAUGAAGAACAGAUGGAAGCACAUGAAAGACUUCCUCAAGGACUUCAGUAUGCACUUAAUGUCCCUAUAAGUGUAAAGCAGGAAAUUACUUUUACUGAUGUAUCUGAACAACUGAUGAGAGACAAAAAACAAAUCAGAGAGCCAGUAGACUUACAGAAAAAGAAGAAGCGGAAACAGCGGUCUCCUGCAAAAAUCCUUACAAUAAAUGAGGAUGGAUCACUUGGUUUGAAAACCCCUAAAUCUCACGUUUGUGAGCACUGCAAUGCUGCCUUUAGAACGAACUAUCACUUACAGAGGCAUGUCUUCAUUCAUACAGGCGAAAAACCAUUUCAAUGUAGUCAAUGUGACAUGCGUUUCAUACAGAAGUACCUGCUACAGAGACAUGAGAAGAUUCAUACUGGUGAAAAACCAUUUCGCUGUGAUGAAUGUGGUAUGAGAUUCAUACAAAAAUACCAUAUGGAAAGGCAUAAGAGAACUCACAGUGGAGAAAAACCUUACCAGUGUGAAUACUGUUUACAGUAUUUUUCCAGAACAGAUCGUGUAUUGAAACAUAAACGUAUGUGCCAUGAAAAUCAUGACAAAAAACUAAACAGAUGUGCCAUCAAAGGUGGCCUUCUGACAUCUGAAGAAGAUUCUGGCUUUUCCACAUCACCUAAAGAUAAUUCACUGCCAAAAAAGAAAAGGCAGAAAACUGAGAAGAAAUCAUCUGGUAUGGACAAAGAGAGUUCUUUGGAUAAAUCUGACCUGAAGAAAGACAAAAAUGAUUACUUGCCUCUUUAUUCUUCAAGUACUAAAGUAAAAGAUGAGUAUAUGGUGGCAGAGUAUGCAGUUGAAAUGCCACAUUCUUCAGUUGGGGGAUCUCAUUUAGAAGAUGCAUCAGGAGAAAUACACCCACCAAAGUUGGUUCUCAAGAAAAUUAAUAGUAAGAGAAGUCUGAAACAGCCACUGGAGCAAAAUCAAACAAUUUCACCUUUAUCUACAUAUGAAGAGAGCAAAGUUUCAAAGUAUGCAUUUGAACUUGUGGAUAAACAAGCUUUACUGGACUCAGAAGGCAAUACUGACAUUGAUCAGGUUGAUAACUUGCAAGAGGGACCCAGUAAACCUGUGCAUAGUAGUACUAAUUAUGAUGAUGCCAUGCAGUUUUUGAAGAAGAAGCGGUAUCUUCAAGCAGCAAGUAACAACAGCAGGGAAUAUGCACUGAAUGUGGGUACCAUAGCGUCACAGCCUUCUGUAACACAAGCAGCUGUGGCAAGUGUCAUUGAUGAAAGUACCACAGCAUCCAUAUUAGAUUCACAAGCACUAAAUGUGGAGAUUAAGAGUAAUCAUGACAAAAAUGUUAUUCCCGAUGAGGUACUGCAGACUUUGUUGGAUCAUUAUUCCCAUAAAGCUAAUGGACAGCAUGAGAUUUCCUUCAGUGUUGCAGACACUGAAGUGACUUCUAGCAUAUCAAUAAAUUCAUCAGAAGUACCAGAAGUCACCCAGUCAGAGAAUGUUGGAUCAAGCUCCCAAGCAUCCUCAUCAGAUAAAGCCAACAUGUUGCAGGAAUACUCAAAGUUUCUGCAGCAGGCUUUGGACAGAACUAGCCAAAAUGAUGCCUAUUUGAAUAGCCCGAGCCUUAACUUUGUGACUGAUAACCAGACCCUUCCAAAUCAGCCAGCAUUCUCUUCCAUAGACAAGCAAGUCUAUGCAACCAUGCCCAUCAAUAGCUUUCGAUCAGGAAUGAAUUCUCCACUAAGAACAACUCCAGAUAAGUCCCACUUUGGACUAAUAGUUGGUGAUUCACAGCACUCAUUUCCCUUUUCAGGUGAUGAGACAAACCAUGCUUCUGCCACAUCAACACAGGACUUUUUGGAUCAAGUGACUUCUCAGAAGAAAGCUGAGGCUCAGCCUGUCCACCAAGCUUACCAAAUGAGCUCCUUUGAACAGCCUUUCCGUGCUCCAUAUCAUGGAUCCAGAGCUGGAAUAGCUACUCAAUUUAGCACUGCCAAUGGACAGGUGAACCUUCGGGGACCAGGGACAAGUGCUGAAUUUUCAGAAUUUCCCUUGGUGAAUGUAAAUGAUAACAGAGCUGGGAUGACAUCUUCACCAGAUGCCACAACUGGCCAGACUUUUGGCUAAAAAAAAAAAAAAAAUGUAAAUAAUAUUGGCACUUUAGAACAGAUUAAUCAAGAGUGGGGUUACUCUGUGUAAAAUGGAGUGCUGUACAGAUUUAAGAGCAAUGCGUUAUAACAAGUUAAGCUGAUAUGAAUAGCAAGAUAAUCCCAUAACUACGUUUUGUUUGGUUAGUCAGCAUUCUUUGAACUGCCUUACAUGUUGUCACCUUUAUAGAAGCAAUGCAUAUACUUGUUUUAGAUCAGAAACUUGCUAUUCCACCUUCACCAAGUUAAAAAGGAGAAAAAAAAAAAAAGACUUUCGCACAAUUGUUUCCUAACUGAUAACAUUGUACAUUCUUAGGAGAUUAGUAAUUGUGUGAAAUUUACUCAUACUGUUUCUAAGUUUUUCAGCAUAGUCAUUGCACUUCAGCAGGGAAUCUGAGUAUACUUUACAGACAGAGUGAACUUAAAGUUUAAAUGUCAAGAGAUUAUGGCUUAAAUACAUUAGUUUGUCCUAUAGGGGGAAAAAAAAAGAAGAAAACCACCUUUCAAAAAGAAUGAUAUGCCAUAUACCCUUGAUUUUCAUUUUGCAUUAUAUUGACGUGUUUUUUUGAAGAAAAAAAAGUAAUAAAAAUCUGAUAGUCUAAGACUCCACUAUUUAAAAGCCUAAUUACUUUUAAUAUAUGCAUACUUUCAAAACUUUUACCAAAAUACACAACUGUUGAAACAUUCACUUCUCUAUGGAAGUAUGCAUAUUGGUGUCAGUUUCUUUGUACAGUUGUACCUAGAUAUUUUUUUAUGAUUUUUUUCAUGUGCAAGUAUCAAGGUUUUGAAGUUUUAGUAAAAAAUAUUCUGUAGAUUACAUUCCCAAGAACAUAAUGCUUACACAAUGUAUAUUCCACAUUUUAAAUCUUAAUUGUAUUUUACUUUACAUAUACACUUCAGUUAACAUAGAGCACUUAGAAUCUAUUUGGUUUUUGAUUUCUCAAAAGUGAAAAAAUUAGAGUUUUAGGUUUGAUAUGGUUGUGUCAUAAUCAUCUCAUAAUUGACAAUUUUAAUUUGGGGCAAUAAAAGGAAAUUGGGUUAUCUUUGGAACUGUAAAACUUGGUUUAAUCCUUCUCUUUCAAGACUCUUGGAUUAUUAAACAGUGUCCAGAGAAACAAGAAAUGGGCUUUUUAAUUGUUUAUUUUAUCUUGAGUUACUUUUUAAUGAACACUGCUCAUUACAGUUUUACAAACCAAAAGUGUUUACUAACUCCAGUAACUACAAUUUCUUUUUCAGCUAGAUGAGUGACCGAAAAUUUUUUGUUGCAUUUCAAAAUCUAAAUAAACUACAGACUUUAUCCUUAUACCAUGAAUGUUUUUUUUUUAAUACUUUGUCUUAAAAUAAUACAGCAUGGUACAAUAAAUAGUACUUUUAUAUAUAUACUUUUCUGAAGAAUGAUGGUUCAAGUUACACAUUGGACAGUUCUGAUUUUUGGAGCGUAACAGUCAUAUUGAUGCUAUCAUCCUCUUUAAUUUGUUCCAACUUUUUGGUUUUUGUAUUUUAAAUUUCCGCCAUCUUUGUCACAAUGCACGUACUGAUAUAUAGCACCAGUGGUAACCUAAAAUUAAUGUCUUUGGAAGAAGAAGCUGUUAAUUUCCAUUUUAACUUUUAUAUUGGUCCUGUAGGUCUACAUUCUUUGUUUCAGUAUAGAAUAUGUUAUCCAUUUAAAUUAUUUUUGUCUCUUAUUUAAUGUUAUCCCAAGACUGUUCUCAUAAAGAAAGGGAACAAAGAAAUAUCCCCUCCAACAUUCUUCAUUUAUAUUCAUUUAUUUUGAAUAUAUUGGUGUUUUUAUGUUAAGGAAUAUAAAUUAUGUUUAAUGUGGUUUCCUCUACACUUUGGUUAUUAAGCUUUGUUUGAAAUACUAGUUUUCCCAUUUGACAGCUUUCUUUGCUGCCAAAGUUUUCAAUAAUUUAGACUUCUUUGAAGUAAAUAUUUAAGUUCUGCCAUUAUUGACCUUAAGAUUGAUGUGUGUUGUGUUAUGCAUCACUUAAUUGCAAGAAGAAUUAUUUCAGGUGAGAUGUUAAAAAUGGAACUGUGCUCAUCCUAUAGGCAUUUUUCUCAUAGUACUUUUGAUGACAGUAGGCACUUAUUUCCUGAGUUGAUUUUUAUUUUUUUAAGCCUGAUGAAAAUGUGUUCCUUUGGGAACUUGAUGCAGUUCUUGGUACUGUGUAAAUUUUUUUGUUUGUUUUAACAUCACCAGCACAGUUUUAAGAAUGUGACUAUUGCUGAACAGUUUGGAUAAGCUUAGGAAGGAAGGCCUUUUAAAAUGGUAGUUAUGCAAGCAGAUUUUCAGGUGUUGCAUUCCUGUCUUCAACACAUUUCUUUAAAUCUACAAAAUGGCAGACUUUUCUACCAGAUUAUAAGCAUUUUUCAGAUAACUGAUAAUUAGCCAGCAUAACUUAUUGACUUACCAUUUAAGUACAGUCAUCACUGUUUUACUGUGAAAUUCUAAAUGCCUACCAGACUUACCUUGUAUUAUCAUCCUAUGAUAAACAUCUGGACAGUUUGGGUUUCCCCAUUUUGGUUCAGAAAAUUGUUUAAUUUCUAUCUGGGCAUUAAUAGAGAAAAUAAGUGGCCUUGUGUGCUGCUUUAGAUUUGAAACAUGGAGGAUAUGAGAUAUCCUUUGUAAUUCAUGUUUCUCAUUUCGCUCAGUGAACAAAUUGUUCUAUAAAAACAUGCUCUUUCACCCUUAAAUCCUUGAUCUUUGUGAGCGAGGUGUGCUUUUUUUUCUCUUAGAUUCUACUUUUAUGUUUGAGCAUUGGAAACAUCAUAUUAGAUAAAGUAGUAUCUCUUCAACAUCUUCUAAAAGUAUCUUUUUUAACGUUUAAAAUUUUAUUGCACAUAUAUUUCAUUUGGUUUAGAAUAUUUGGGUGGCUCCUAAAUUUUUUAGAUCUACAUGCAAAUGUGCUACUUGGUAAGGUAGAAAUCCAUCUUCUUAGCUCUGGCUGAAGAUGCCAGCAAUUGGGUCAUUUUCUCUCUUGAGAGGCAGAAAAGGCCUUGUGCUCAGGGCAGGCUUUCAUUUCCACAGAUGCGAGACACUUGCAAAGUGCUAUGAGGUUAGAUCUUUUGCCACUUCUUUCACUUUAUUAAUUUGGGUAUUUAAAGGGCUGUUUAAAAUAAAUAAAUAAGUAAAUGAAUGAAUAAAUAAAUAAAAGCCGGGAAACUUUAAAAGUAGGCAUUAUUGUAGUACUGCGUAUCUUAGAACAUUUUAAACUAGAACUCAUUUUUUCACAGUAUGUAUUUACUUGAAGAAGCACUAUUAUAAUCAAUGAGAAAUUUUUGAGUCUGCAAUUUUAAUUUAAACCUUUUCCGUUUCAAAUUGCUUUAUUUCAGGGAAAUAAUUUUCCAGUUGUUUUGCUAUAUUCUGCAAAUAAAAACCAUAUGUUUCCUUUUUUUCACUUAAACUUUGGUAGGAAACAAACUAAAGCAGACAAACAUUUCUUGUUAUGUUUGUUGCUUUCUUUAAUCCAAAAUGGAUAAAAAAGUAAAACCCUGUAAACAUUAUUUUAUUUUUUUAUGCAAUACCAUGCUGUAAAUACGGUUCAUCAAGUAAGGAUGUACCUAUGAUUGAAUCUUUAAUUCUGCACAGUUAGAGUUUAUAUAUAAAUGUGUCUUGACAAUCAAGGACUUUCAUGUGAGUCUUCCUUUAUGAUGUUUAUUAAUGUUAUGCAUUCCAUUUGUUUUGAAGUGAGUACCAAUGUGCUAAUUUGUAUUGUCUGAAAGUAUGUAAUGUUUUUACAGCUUGUUUUUAAGAAUCUGUAAAUAUGUACAAACAAAUCACAGUACUGCUUUAUGUUAGAAGGCAUAUGAUGUUGUACUGUAUGUAAGCAAUAAUACAUAGCAGUGCUAACUUUACAAGUAGCAUCAGGAAAGUUCUAAAAACAUUUCAGAGUUAUUAUUAUCCUUAUUUCAUUUAAUGAUGAUUAUCUUUAAUCAGUUUUUAUAAGCAAAUUCCAUUGUUCCUCCUUUUGGAACGUAACACUGUUUACACAGCAUAAUUGAAGUUGCAGAGGAGACAGGCUAAAUCUGGCUUCAUCUGUACUCACUUUCACUAAGCAUUGAAUGGCCUUACCACUCUUCUGCAAGAUGGAGGAAGACCGCAAAACUUAGUGCCCAUCACACUGAAGGAAGGGAUGUGUUGUUGUUGUUGUCGUUGUUGUUGUUUUUCCCUGCUUCUGUACUGCUACCUAACUUUGUGAUUUGCUUUGGAUUUUAAUAUUUGUUUCUGAUAUAGAUUCAAGCCCGUAAGUUUUGAGGUGACUUCAGCUCCAUUGUGAAAUAGAUAGUUCUCUUCAUAUUUCAUAGCUACAUUUCAAAUAAUUCUAAACUUUCUACUUUGAUUUUUAGAUACUUAUUUUUCAAGCUUGAUUUCUCAGCUAAUCAGAUGACUUUAUUCAACUUCAAUACAAAGAAAGACAAACUUAUUGUAGUUUGAAGUGAGUCAAUAUAAUACUGUACAGAACAGCUAACUAUUUGAACACACACAUCACUGCUUUAGAAAUAAAACCGCCAAUUUAUAAAUGUAUAUGACCUACAUUUUAUAGGAGAAAUGUUUUUAAAUGCUAGUCAUUUAUAUAAUGUGCUUUGAAGGAUUUGCUAGUCCACUUCUGUCACUUUUUAGUACACUGGUAUCUUUUAUAUGUAAUGUAUGCUUUUUAUUAUUGUAGCAAAGCAUUUCAGUAGAAAGAAUUUUGCAACAAUAUGGGGGAAAUUUUUCAUUGUUGGAUUUGAAUUAUACUGGAUUUUAUCUGUGUAGUCUUACUUGUCUUUAUUUUAAUGCUGUCUGGAAGGGAACUUGGUAUCCAAAUAAAGCAGGUAACCUCAUUUUACUUCAAGGGCAUACUGUGUAGUGCUGAAUUUAAUCUGGAAAUCUGAUGAUUUUGAAAAGAAAACAAGUUUAUAAAAAUUGUACAGAAGAAAUUAAAUGUGUGAUGGAAAUCCUGAUGGUGGAGCAUUUGAAUUUUCUGAUACAUAGUGUUAUUUUCCUGGGAUUCCCUACGCCUUCUUUGUAUAUCAGCUAAUAAAAGAAAAACCCUGUCAUUGAAAUUGGUAGGAUAAUAGGCUAUUCUGAUUAUACAGUAUUAUUUUUCCUAUCCAAUUUUCUGACCCUUUUCUUAAUCACUGUAAAAUUUUAUUUUCUAUUUCCUAUUGAUAAUUAAACAUGUACAUAAUAUAGACGCUGUUGUGUAGAACUGAAUGGAUCUAGUUGCCAAGCUUGAAUGGGUAACUAAGUGGAAAUAUUUGAUGGAUAUUGAGAAUUCAUGAAAUGCCACAGCAAAUUUAAGAGGGAAGGCGGGGGGCAUGGUAUGACUUGGGAAAGUCACAGCAGAUUGUUUCUUCAGCCCCCUAGGAAAUCAGUGUGGAGGAAUCAACUGCAAACUCAGAUCAGAUAAAAUGUGGCUCUUUCCUUAUCCUCCCCCCAAAAUAUGAGCACUAAAUUUCCAAAUCUACUCAGGUGAAAAUCGCUUUGCGAUGAAACUUGCCACAUGGAAAUUUUCACUGUUAAAUAAUAUAUUUGUGAUAUUUUUAAAUACAGACUUUUACAUCAGUAGUCAGCAGCCUGAUGAUUGAAAUUUAGUAAGUCAGUAUAUUUUAAAAUAUAUUUUGUCCUCCAUAUUUAAUUGUUUUUAAACAAUUGGGAGGAUUUUAUGUUUAAAUACAUUUUUAUCAUCAUUGUUUAAAAAAAAAAAGUCUUGGUUGACCCCAUAUGAUUGCCAUGAUUUGCUGAGUCUUUAUAAUACAGUGAAAGCUUGUUUCAUAUGUAGUCAUGGAACGUAGAAAUGUUCUUUAAACUGACUUACUCAUUAAGAGGUUUAAUGAGUUUCACAGCUUUUGACACUGUUGUCAUAUAGUUAGUCUUGCCACUUAAGGAGUUUAUAAUAUUUUAUGUAUUGUGAUACUAAAGGAAGUUGUUUUGCUUUAUUUUAAAUUGAAUUAUUAGACUUACAUUUCAAAUUCUGCAUUUUAAAUGUGGACACUGGCUGUUUGAAAAAUAAAAUAUAGAAUACAGUUUUAUGUCUAAUUUUCUAGCUGAUUUUUCACAGUUUUUUGAACCAAAUAACUAGUGGUAAAUAUGCAAAAACCAUGGUACAUAGUUAAUAUUAAAAAAGGAUGUCUGUGUGGAAUUAACAGUUAACAGAUUGGAUAACAAUUAUCAGGGUCUUUACUGUAGCUGUUUGUGGAAUGUUUUAUUUAUUAGUUGUCAAGUGCAAGAGUCAAAUGUUACUGUCAUUGAAUAUUUUAGACUUGAAAUGUUUAAUGUAGAGCAAACAGCAUAUGUUUUGUUUUUUUCUUUACAGAUAAGAUUCUGUUAAUCACCAUCAGUAGCAUACAUGAGAUUUUUUUCCCCUUUGAUUAGUGUAGAUAAUUUGUUUUCAUUUAUCUACCACUUUUGCCAGUACCUUAUCUCAUGACAGUGGGAUGCAUUGUAAGAAAGCUGUCAGCAGUGAGGAAUGCAGCCUGGGUCCAUGGGACAAAGGUAAAUUAAUUGGCCCUUGCAGAGAAGAGUCCUAUGACCCCGGCUUAUUAGCAUGGUGCUGUAACCAAUUGUACAUAAUAAUACCACUGAUAGUCUACUAAUGCAUUUCUUAGAUCCCAGUUCUUGAAUGAUUCAAGUUGGUGGGGUGAGGGGUGGGAAGAAUACUCUACAUGACACUUCUCCCACCUGAAGAUUAUACGAAAAAUAAAAUAAAAUUGAAGUCA
This is a messenger RNA of Ictidomys tridecemlineatus (thirteen-lined ground squirrel), 8927 nucleotides long. NCBI's taxonomy places the organism in Eukaryota, Metazoa, Chordata, Mammalia, Rodentia, Sciuridae. The record is from RefSeq and is a predicted model, not a curated record.